Molecule: messenger RNA, 1858 nt
Organism: Acaulospora morrowiae
Lineage: Eukaryota; Fungi; Glomeromycota; Glomeromycetes; Diversisporales; Acaulosporaceae
Source: the annotation of a GenBank genome assembly
AGAACAAACGGCGACCGAAUGUGAAUCGUGGAUGAUGAACAACUCAAUAGAUAAUGUAUUCCAAAGAGAAGGCAUCGCGAUUUACCAAUUCAACAUGUUUGAUGAGGUGAAUCCGAUUGAUCCAAGCGAAACAGCAACCGAGGGCGUCUUCAAGGCGACCCUGAGGAAUAACAGAAAAACUGUAAUUCUUAAACGAAUUCAUUUAAGCGAAGAAUUUAAUUUAAAUGACUUGAUUAACGAGACCUCUGAAAAUCUCUUUGUUCACAACGAAAGCAUUAAACUAUGCAGCUUCAAGAUGUCCACAAGGAUGUCUGCAUCCAGAAAGUUAACCGAAAAAUUCCGGGAUUCAGUUCAAUAUUUUGAUUCUCAGUAUUUGAGGCUAUGCGACUCCACAGCGUGUAGAAGGAGUUCAGACAUAUACAGCUUGGGUGUCCUUAUGCGAGAAAUUGCGUGCGGCGACACCCAAUUCGAGUCGAUACUGGAUUCAAGUCAUGUGUCGAGAAAUGAAAUAUUGAAUCACAUUAAAAAGUGUAGUUUAAAUAAACCUGUUGCGGGUGUACCUCGUGGAUAUUUCAAGAUUUAUACAGAUUGUAUGCAACACGAAGAAAGUCUUCGCCCGAAUAUUUCGCAAGUUCUCAGGGAUCUCAAGAGAAUCAAUGUCUCGGAUAAAAUAAGUGAACUCGAGAUUUUAAUACCGCUUUUCAAUGACAAUCAAAACAAGAGUUUGAUAAAAGCCGACAUCCUAAAUGCCGAGGAUGUUAUUAUACCCGAAUCUCAAUCCAAAUCGUUGAAAACGUCCGACAAAUCCACGGAGACUGAUAUGUUCAUUAAAAGUCUAUUCCAUUUUUUUACGAAUUUAUUCUUUAAGCAACAUCUUGUCAUGGCACCGGUUUUGAUUAAAAAGUAUAUCAAAGAUCACAAGAAGAACCCGGUCAGGGUAUUUCAUCAGUUGCUCCAAAAUCGAAAUCGAUCCUACUUUACGAGCAUGAUAGGUUGCUUUUAUCAAUACGGAAUUGGUGUUGUGGUAGAUUACAAAAUGGCAUUCGAAUACUAUUCACUGGCAGCUAAAGAUACUUUUGAUUUCGAGAAUGAAACGCCAAAUGAGAUGCCCAAUUCCGAAACGUGGAGUAAAUCGUUCAAAAGGUACAAUAUAAUCAAUAGUAGGAUUCUCAUCGCAAGUCUAUAUAUAGAUGGCAAGGGGAUAAAACAGAAUAGAAAGAAAGCCUUUCAGAUCUUAUUAAAGACAGCCGCGGAGGGAUCAAGCAGAGCAGUAAACUACAUAGGAUAUUGCUUUGAAAAAGGAUACGGAGUCGCCAAGGAUAGUCAAAAGGCCUUUAUCAUGUAUUCAAAGGCAGCCGAGCAGGGAUAUCUGGUGGCGCAAUGUAAUCGGGGCUACGGUUUUCAAGAUGGUGUGGGGACUGAAAAGGAUGUGAUCAAGGGAUUCCAAUACUAUCUAAAGGCAGCAAUGGAGGGAAAUGUGGUUGCAAAAUAUUGUGUCGGUUGGUGUUUUGAAAAUGGGCAAGGGGUGGAAAAGAAUGAUGAGAUUGCAUAUUAUUGGUAUCUGAAGUGUGCCAACGAAGGAUACAGCAGCUCUCAGAGUAAUGUCGCAUAUUGUUACUUGUCCGGUCAGGGAAUCGCACGAAAUGAAAGGAAAGCAUUCGAAUGGUAUCGAAAAGCUGGUGAGAAUGGAAAUGUGUUUAGUCAACGUAUCACCGGAAUCAAAUAUAUGAACGGAACCGGUAUAACAAAAGACAUCAUAAAAGCUAUAUUUUGGCUGCAGAAGGCAGCGGAUAAUGGAGAUACCGAUGCUAUUGACGAGUUGGAGGACAUAAUUGGAUUUAUGUUCUUACUGUUAUAA